AUGGAUUUAUUGGUUAAACACCGUGCAAAUUUGGAUUGUGCUGCUAAGCAGAUGGUAUUAAGGACUAAUGAGGAUGAGGAGGUGGCUAUGGUUGGGGAGCGAAGGGACUUUCUGUCUGGUGUGAUCUCUGCAUUAAGGGUCGAAAAACUAGUUCGUAAGGGUUGUGAAGCGUUUCUAGCUUAUAUUGGUGCAUCUGAUUCUAUGGGUCCUUCUAUUGGAGAUGUCAGAACUGUUAAGGAAUUUUUUGAUGUUUUUCCCGAUGAACUCCCUGGGUUGCCUCCUAGUCACGAGGUUGAAUUUGGAAUUGAGCUCCUGCCAGGAACGGCUCCAGUGUCCGUCGCCCCUUAUAGGAUGGCACCGAAGGAGCUGGACUCGUUAUGGUCAUUACAAGUUGCUAGUAGUGCCGUUUGGGCUGACGAAUGCACCAGCUACCUUCAUGGAUCUAAUGAACUGAAUAUUUCAGUCCUACUUAGAUCGGUUUGUGGUGGUAUUCAUAGACGAUAUCUUGGGUAUUACAGACGUUUUGUUGAGAGCUUUUCCUUAAUUGCUGCACCUCUGAGUAUGUUGUUGCGUAAAAGGGUACUGUUUAACUGGACUGAUGAGCAGCAAGAAAGUUUUGAGACACUGAAGAAAGUUCUGACUGAGGCCCCUAUCUUAAUACAGCAAGAGUUUGGGAAGGAAUUCACUGUCUACAGUGAUGCAUCACAUAAGGAGCUGAAUCUUAGGCAGCAAAGAUGGAUAGAGCUACUUAAGGAUUAUGAUUUCUUGAUUGAAUAUCAUCCUGGUGAGGCUAACGCAAUAGCUGACGCUUUGAGCCGUAGGGCUGUAUUUGAAUUGAGAAUGAUGUUUUCUCGUCUCAGUUUGUUUGAUAAUGGUAGUUUGUUGGCUGAGUUGCAAGUUGAGAAUGGGGAAACUUCAGAUUUUGGGUUGAAUAGUAAAGGAGUACUGUGCUUCCGUGAGAGAGAAGCAUCUGCUAGGCAGAAGUCUUAUGCGGAUCUUAAAUGCCGAGAGAUUGAGUAUUCUGUAGGGGACUAUGUUUUUCUUAAUGUCUCUCCUUGGAAAAAGAUACUGAGGUUUGGCUGGAAGGGUAAGCUUAGCCCUAGGUUCAUUGGGCCUUAUCGUAUACUGAAGCAUGUGGGGCUGGUUGCAUAUCAGCUUGAGUUGCCUCCAAAAUUGGAUCAAUUUCAUGAUGUGUUCCAUGUCUCCAUGCUUAGGCGUUAUCGUUCUGAUCCCUCACAUAUUGUACCGGUCGAGCAGAUUAAGGUUACGUAA
Molecule: messenger RNA, 1272 nt
Organism: Gossypium raimondii (Peruvian cotton)
Lineage: Eukaryota; Viridiplantae; Streptophyta; Magnoliopsida; Malvales; Malvaceae
Exons: 6
Coding region: 1-1272 (423 amino acids)
Source: RefSeq, a predicted model, not a curated record